Messenger RNA from Oldenlandia corymbosa var. corymbosa, 1467 nucleotides. The record is from the annotation of a GenBank genome assembly. Lineage: Eukaryota; Viridiplantae; Streptophyta; Magnoliopsida; Gentianales; Rubiaceae.
AUGGCGUCAAUUAGUUUGGUGAGUUCUCUGCUCACUGCCGCGAAAGCUGGGGCGCAAACGGUUGGGUCUAUGGAUGAUGGUGAUGAUGAUGAGGGAAAUGUUGAUGAUGAUGGUGAUAAGGAGCGUAACUUCUGGAAGCGACCUGAUCGAUUGGGAAACAGGCUUUUUUGUCAACUCAACAGGGGCUAUAAAAGGACUAGUCUUGAUAUGGUGAAGGACAGGGCUAAUUACGUGAUGAUUGUGGUGCUUUCUAGUGGAACGAAUCAUCGAAGGAAUCAGAUCUUUGGUGCUGUUAUGAUUGCAAGAAUCCAUCACGGGCCUUUUCUUGUUCUCCCCAUUUUGCAAGUGAAUGUUAUCUGGGGUGAUGAAAUUGAAAGUGAAUUUUCUGACAUAUGUGAUUUGGAGCAUUUCAAGGAAGUCCUAGUGAAUGAUGUUAGAAUGCUGUUAUCGCUUCCGUCUACACAUGCUAUGACUAAGCGAGUGGAAGAGAAAAUGACUAGACUUUAUGCAACUCCGCCAUGGAUUACAUCAUGGUUUCAUAGAAAGGUGGCUUUUCAUGGUUUAAGGUUUCCUCUGCCAAUUUUAGACCUUGGGAACAAACUGACUAAGUGGAUGAGGUGUGCGGGAUCAAUUCAUCUGCUGAUGGGGAAGGAUGUAUGGGUCAGGUCUGGGAGUCGUCCUGGAUUAAGUCAUGAAUAUGAUGAUGAGAUGAUCAGAAAUAACAAGCAAAGGCCAGAGCUAUUAACUUCAAGAUCAAACAUGGCAUACCAUGAAAGGAAGCUUUUCUGUCUGGCAGUCCUGAAUGCUUUGGAGAUUAAAAGAUUGCUUGAAGCUCUUGGCGCCCAUAUCAGGUUGCUUAAAGCUCUUGGAGCAGCAGAAAGUGCAAGAAUCUUCUGGGCUAGAGGGAAUACACUGCAAGAGAACAAAUAUCUCGCCUUUCCAGGAGAGCUGGAGCCCUUUCAAAGGAAAGCUUCUUUAAUGGCUGCAAUUGGUUACUUAGUAUCUGCGAAUAGUGACAUAUUCAAUCAAUCUCAUGGAGGAAACAUGGGCCACACGAUUCAGAUAAGCAGCAGAUCAACAUACCUUAAUACUGCUGAAGAAAUUGAUCUGCUCAACGGCCAUGAUGUUCAUAUUCAUUCUCCCGUAAUUGCUGUGCCCAAGGAUGGACCUUCUCGUGUAGUUGAGCUCCCUGGCACCGAUGGUGAGACCAACACCCAGGGUCUUAAUGAUCUUGCCAAGCGCUGCCAGCAAAACUAUGCUGCUAAUGCCAGAUUUUCGAGUGGCAUGUUGUCAAGACUAGAGCCAAUGAACCAUCCCAGGAGACUAUUCAUGAGAAUUCCAGUGGAUUGGACUGAUAUGCUAUCAUCCGCCAGCAGAAUGGUUUGGUGCCAAUUGUUGAGCCAGAGAUCUUUGCACCAUGCCUCUUGCUGUCCCUUCUGUGGUGUUCUUUUCUGGUGCCCAAAGUGA